GGAAUCUGCUGGACAAACACAAAAGUUGAACAGGGCAGCUGGGAACAGAGAAGAGCUGUGCUUCUGCCUUUUUUUGCAGGUUUGCUGUUGCCGGGGAGAGGUUUUAGGCUGUCAUCCAGCUAAUUCACACCAAAGAGACAAGCCCUUGAAUUAGUUGCAUUAUCUGCGCCCAGCUAAAGUGGACAAAAGAUUAAAGUGUGCUGAGCACCACCACCGUGAUUUGCAUCUCAGAGCCCCUUCCCACGGGCCCCCUCUGCUCCCAGCCUUUUUUUUUUUGUUUUCGUUUUCUGGCUCUGAGCCAGCCAGCAUAAGAGCCCUGUUUACAGAAAUGAUGCCUAGGUUAAUAUUGCAAAAGACUUCAUCAAAGGCUGUAGUCGCUGCUGAAGCAGAAGGGUCUGACCAUGGGCCAUGAGCUGACCGGGCUGCGCGCACAGGGGAUGAGCCGCAGCCACGCGGCGCCGCCCUCCGUUUGACAAAUCCUGCUCUCAGCCUGAGCAGGCUGGUGUAGAGGAGAACAGAGCUAUCAUGUCCCAAGGAGAAGCAGCAGGACGCGGCGCUGCCAAGCCCCAGGACCGGGGGUGGGCAUGGAUGGUCCUGCUGGCUGCAGUGGUGCUGCAGGGGCUCACACUGGGCUUCCCCUGCUGCAUUGGUGUCUUCUUCACGGACCUCCAGCAAGAGUUCCAGGCCAGCAACAGCCAGACAUCGUGGUUCCCAUCCAUCAUGGUGGCCGUGCUGCAUGGAGGGGGGCCCCUCUGCAGCAUCCUGGUGAAGCGCUUUGGCUGCAGGUUUGUGGUGAUGCUGGGAGGGCUGCUCAGCGGGCUGGGAAUGGUGUCCAGCUCCUUCUGCCAGUCCAUCAGCCAGCUGUACCUCACAGCUGGCUUCAUCACUGGACUGGGAUCAUGUUUCAGCUUCCAGGCAGGAGUGACUGUGCUGGGCUACUACUUUGUACGGUGGAGGACACUGGCCAAUGCCAUGGCCUCCACCGGUGUCUCCCUCGGUUUCACGCUGUGGCCGCCGCUGUCUCAAUAUCUGCUGGACAAGAUGGGCUGGAGAAACACCUUCCUCAUCUUUGGAGGAAUAUUGCUCAACUGCUGUGUUUGUGGAGCCAUCAUGAGACCCAUUCAGCCGGCAUCAGGGUCACUUCUAGAGUCUGCCAAGCCUGAAGAGAAGCCAGGGAGUGGAGCAGAAGAGGCACAGCUGUCCAAUGGAGCAUCUCCUCACCACCCCACACUCCAGCAGCACACCAGAAGGACAAAAUGCUUCCAGAUGCUGCAGAAGUACCUGGCUUUUGACAUCUUCUGUCAAAACAAAGGUUACCAGAUUUACACUAUUGGAGUGACCUGGAUGAUGAUGGGGUUUUCCUUACCCCAUAUCUACCUUGUGCCUUAUGCCAUCCACAACGGGCUGGAGGAACGCAAGGCAGCGCUGCUCAUCUCCAUCAUUGGGCUCAUCAACAUCUUCAUCCGCCCUUUCACAGGGCUGCUCUCAGGACACAGAAUCUUCACAGGGAGACGAAUCUACCUGUUCAGCCUGGCCACGCUCCUCUGCGGGCUCAGCAAUUUCAUCUGUGUCAUUUCAGCUGAGUUCAGCGCGCUCAUCCUCUACUGUGUCAUCCUCAGCAUAGCCAUGAGCGGUGUUGGUGCGCUCACCUUCCAGGUGCUGAUGGAUGUGGUGGAGAUGGACAGGUUCUCCAGUGCUCUAGGGCUCUUCACCAUCCUGGAGAGCAUCACCCUCCUCAUCGGGCCCCCGCUCACAGGUCUCCUGGUAGACAUAACCAGUGAUUUCCAUUACGUCUUCUACAACUCCAGCUUCUUCCUGAUGUCUGCUGGAUUAUUUAUGGGGCUUAGCUUCUGUGCUCUGGAAAAAAAAAACAAAUUGAGAGAGGCUUCCAAAGCAUGUUUGGACAAUCCCUCCAGAUAUCAAUACAGUGAAACUUCAACAGAACCAAAGGCUGAAAGUCAAUCCCCUCCAGCAGUUCAGUACAUCACGAGCAUAUGACAAUAAAGAGGGAAAAAGAGCAACACCAUGAAGUGGUCUGCACACAGCAAUACAUGGCCCAGCACCGAUGACAGAUGAGAAAAGAACAGUCUGCUUUCCACAACUGUCAUCUUCCAUUUGCACUUCCACUCCACAGGGCCUUGUCACACUCCAAGACAGUGAUCCAGACCAUGGCCCAGCCCAGAACCCAGCACCAGCCAAGGAGACGAAGCACAAAGCACAAAGACUUCUGAGCCCUCCUAAAGCAAACCAUGGGAUAACAGCCAUGGCACCCAGUGCCAGGACACAAAAGCUGAGACAGUUCUAUUGGGUUAAAUCACCAUCUUCUAGAAGUCACUGGAAUUUCACAAGCACAUUCCAGUUGGAAGUGCUGAAUAACAUAUAUUAUUGGGUAGUUCUUCACAAAGAAGCAUUGUUGCCUCAUCUGCAUAUGCAAUUUUGGUGCACAGGCUCCCUGUCUGCUUCCCAUAUUGGGGGUGGCAAGACAAACACUUUCCACAGGAAGUGUGUUAUUAUUUUGCACAUUUCUAAAUAUUAUACAAAAGCAGCUACAUGGGUUGUAGAGUUCAGACAAAUCUCUAGUAAGAUAAACUGUUCUCUCCUAUGAAGCAUAUACAGGAGUUCCUCAUGGCAAGGACAGUUUCAAAGCCUCAAAAUUCAAUUCCAGAGCCUCAAAAAAAAGCCCCAAAAACCAACCCACCAAGCCUUGGAGUGCUGGCUUUGUAUAACUACUGAUAUCUCAAGAGCUGUUGAAUAUAUCAUAAAAGAGGGUUCAUAGCUCAUGUAAACACACUUCAGCAUUUACUGGAACCCAUUUGGGGCAGGGAGGGUGAUAGCAGAUCUAAGAACAAGGAUAUGUAUCCUUUCAUAGGGCAAAAUUCAAAGCAACUGUAGUUCCUCUUUGUGGAGAUCAGCUCUUUAGUCUUAGACUUUUGAACCUAAUUACACCAGCAUUCUCAUUCUGGAGAACUUUGUACAAACAUAACUUAUAUUUCUUAUAAGCACAAGCAGAACUUACAUAGAAAUCUUGGGGAAAGCAUACUGAGAAAAGCCAGUAUUGCUGACUUUCUAUCCAUACAGCCUUGACUGGAAGUGGCUUUGUCUGCCACGUUCCCAGGAUUUAGGCUUGUCACUGCUCACACAAUGGCUGCAGCAGCCUCAGCAGCAGCUCAAGAUGCAAACUGGGCAUUUUCUGUAUCACCCCUGAUCUGACACAUGUGGAUAACAGCUCAUGAAGCACACAGAUAAAGAUAACCCAACACAUCAGAACAAUCAACAAGAUGGAAGCACAAAAUGAGAGUGAAAUGAAAGAAGUAACAGCUUUCAAUGGAACUUCAGUGCCUGUCUGAGAACUGUUAUAUCAAACCCAGCUGCAGUGCUUAUCUGGAGAGCUGUCCUAUCAGAUUCCUAGUGACAAACCACAGCUUUCAUUACAGCUCCACAGAUAAAACAAACAAACCAAUUAAAAAACCCACUCUGGAUGAAAUCACUGGAAAACUGACUCCAAGGUCUUCAGAGACUAUGGUGGUUUCACAGGUGGCUUUUACAUAGAAGGAGCAUCAGCCCUUCAGAAGGGGUCCCACAGCUCAGUAUCUUCUCCAAUACUGCCCUGGGAUUACAGACCCAGGAGGAUUUGCAUCUCCUCAUCAAAGCUAUAAUUAAAUAAAAUGAUUAGUGAGAGAUAUACAUAUCUAAUCUCUCAGCACAUGUGUUUAUUAACUUAUGUGAUGCUUACAUGGUCCAUAACUAUGAAGUAAACAGGGACUGGUGUUUCUCAGCUUACCAAAACAGAUUGCUGUACAUUCCUAGGAAAAUGAGGGGGCUUUCUCUCUCACA
Molecule: messenger RNA, 3834 nt
Organism: Catharus ustulatus (Swainson's thrush)
Lineage: Eukaryota; Metazoa; Chordata; Aves; Passeriformes; Turdidae
Gene: SLC16A5
Product: solute carrier family 16 member 5
Exons: 5
Coding region: 526-1998 (490 amino acids)
Biological process (GO): monocarboxylic acid transport; transmembrane transport
Molecular function (GO): monocarboxylic acid transmembrane transporter activity
Source: RefSeq, a predicted model, not a curated record